CGUUUUGUUUCCUGCGGCUGCGGCGUCGGGUCACAGGGAGCCAGCUCAUCCAGACGCUCCCCUUCCUCCCGCGAGCAAAGCACGGGGACGGAUCGAAUCCACCCGUCGACCACCUUGCGCGCGGAGCGCGGAAAGCGCCAUGGCGGGACACGCCGCCCCGGAGCUCCCCAAGAGGUGCCACCACUGCGCAGGCCCGCUCUCCAAGGACAUGGAAACAAGCAGCUGGACGGUGACUCCGUUGGUUCGAGAUAGCUUCUCUAUGAUUGGUUCCGCUGUUGGGGGCACUGCAGGUGCAUUUUAUGCUUUUAAUCAUGCUAUGCCUGUUGUUCGGCGUUACAUAAAAGGGCCAAUGUGGAUACAUUUUCUCAUUGGUGCUCCUCCGGUUAUUGUAUUCUCUUCUGCAUGUGCUGGAUUAGCAGGUGGUACAAUACCAGCCCUUGCACAGCUUGUUUCUUCAUCCUGUCAUGCGGCUAUGUCAUCGCCCUCCUUUGCCCGCUCCACUUCUCACGACAACAUGCACAAGAGCAGAGGCUCCACGCCGCUGUAACUUACCGGCGGAACAGACCCGCCACAAGUGUACCGCUCUACAAAAUCUAUGUUGGUACUUACCACCUGGUAAUAGGUGAUGCUUUUGUAAAUGCCAAGACAUUCCCGUGGAAUGACGUUAUUAUAACUUAGAUAUGCUGUAUUCUAGAGAAAAAAAACAUAGAUAUGCUCCAUUCACAUUCUUUUGGUGUAUAGGUUGGGCUGAUCUAUCUUGGGUUAAUAAUUUGUUGUAAAACAUAGUUCAUACUUCAGAUUGUUGGCAACAUAAGUUAUGAAGUUUAAACUCAUCGA
This is a messenger RNA of Brachypodium distachyon (stiff brome), 837 nucleotides long. RefSeq lists its product as uncharacterized. The record is from RefSeq and is a predicted model, not a curated record. The transcript has 6 exons. Lineage: Eukaryota; Viridiplantae; Streptophyta; Magnoliopsida; Poales; Poaceae. Bases 140 to 547 code for a protein of 135 amino acids.